AUGGAAAUGGAAAUUGCCAACUUCAGUGAUGCGCUGAUCAACCUCAACGAGUCCGACAAAGAGGAGUGUGUGGAGGUGUACGAAAAUUAUGAGGAACUGGAGAAAUGGCUGCUUGGUAAGGCUUUGGAAAGCCCCGAAAUCUCAGAGAAAAUUAUAAAAAACUGAAAAAUAUGGCGCUACGAUUUUUUGAGCCAACGACAGUUUGGGUUGACGAUACUAGGGGGCCACACGUCAAACUGAGGAGUCCGCUGACCGGAUAGACUCUUCGCUAUCGGUUUUUUUCACUUCGUCUUGAUUUCGCAGAGAAAGAGAGAAAAGAGACACGCAAAAACCUACUCUCUCGCCCCAAAAAUUCCCCAUUUCUUCCCCGACAAAACGUUUUUUCGCGUCUUUUUUUGGCAAAUUUCCAACCCAUUCACCGGACUGUUUUAGCUUAUCUCAGUUUGAUGUGGGCCAGGUCUCCGCUAAAGCCAUUCAAAACAGCAUGUUAGAAAACCUAUAGCCGUGUAGGAUCAACGACAAAACUUAUCCGUAAUAAGCAAUUUCAGAGGCCUGUUGGCGAUCUUUAGAGGAGAAGAAACUGCCUACAAAACGACAAUUUCCUUCAUAGACAAGAAAACUUUAUACCCCUAGCAAUUUUUUGCACAGAAAUUUCACUGUCAUUAUACAGCGAAACCUCUGUAUAACAGACCACAAGCCAUCACAAACUUUGUUCGUUAUAGAAAGGUUUAGCCCUACAAUGAGUCAAAAUUCCUAGCUGAUUUUUAACGUCUGCACUGUGGAAAAAAGUGAAGAUGUGAGCGACAGCCCAAAAAAGCCUAUUGCACGGUACAAAAAAAAAAGAAAUUUCACAGUGAAAAGAAAACUUUUGUUUUUGCAUAGCGAGUUUCGCCAAAAUCGCUCCUGCGACUUUCCAGACGGAUAAGUAUAUUAUAAUAUACGAUCUCUUUCUUUUCCCUUAACUUCUACAGUAGCUGAUCUGAUCUAGUGGCUAAAAACGUGCCAGUUUACAUCCGGGAAGUAUCAAAAAAUGUAGCAAAAUACCUCCCUCUCCAAGUGAAAAAACUCCGAUUUCAAAAGCUCGCUCGUUCUUUUUGUGAGGGAAGCCCUUCAAAACGGGGUUUUUUAGUUGAAGAGGGAGGCAUUUUGCCACGUUUUUGAUACUUCUGGAUGCAAAGUUUUUACGUUUUUUACCACUGGAUCAGGUCCGUCACUGUACAUGAUGUCACCAAAAAAAUUAUCAAUUCAGUUAUGUAUUUUCAGGAGUAGUGGCGCUGCCAUUCAUCCUUGUCGGGCUGUCCGCCAACUUCAUGUCCAUGCUGAUCUUCUCCCACAAAAACAUGCGCUCAAACAUGGUGAACUGGUACCUGAUGAUUCUGGCCGCGUCCGACUCGGUGAUUCUCAUAUCCUCGUUCAUUGUGCUGACCCUACCGCGCCUCGGCGAAAUCCUGCAUUUCUGGCGGCUGACGUGGAUCAGCUACUACCUGGUGCCAUAUUGGUACGCCCCAAUGGGCUCGGCCCAAACCAUCUCGGUGUGGAUGACGGUUGCCAUGUCGCUGCAUCGCUUCAUCGGGGUUUGCCUGCCCUUCAAGGCGAGCAUUUUGUUGAACAAGAAGAGGGCGAAAGUGGCCAUCAUUGCGGUGGUGGGCUUUGCCAUCAUCUUCAACAUGACCCGAUUCUUCGAGGUGAGUCUUUUUUUUUGUUUGUUUUGAGGGUAAAAUACGCAACGAUAACCAAUGUCUUUGUUACUAGUCCGAUAAGUUGCUGGAGCAAUUUUUGGCGUAAAAAUGAAAUUUUGUUCUCGCAACUGUUCUCUGCAUGUCGCAAAAAUCAACUUUCCGAACGGACCGAACAGACUUUCUUAAAAAUUUUUUUGAAAUGUCAUACAUUGAUUUUCACAAACGCAAAAACGCUAUCAUGCUUUUCAACUCAAACAAAGCCUACUGUAAGCUGUUUGCCAACUGAAAUAACCGAAAAUCGCCUUUUGUCUUUCGCUAUAUAAGGAUGGUGACAUACCAAUCAAAUCGGGUUUCAUGGCCAGAAACCGUCAUUUCUUGUCUGUAAGGCUUCUAGACAAGACAUGCGGAAUUCUUCGCAAUUUGAGACAAGAAUUACGCAUUUCUUGUCUAGAAGCCUGACAAGCAAGAAAUGGCGGUUCCUGGCCACGAAACCCCAUUUGAUUCGUAUGUCACCAUCCUUAUAUCCUGGUCGUUUUUCGCACUAUCUCACUUCAAAAUGUUGUAGCAGCAUUUGGCAUGAAAAACAUCACCUAAAAUCCACAUAAAUAUUCUGAACCCUGUUUAGAUUACUUUUGAAGUCUUCAUGAACUUCUGCAGAUAGAUUUUUCAGCAGGUACCUUAUGUAUCACUCCGAAAAUAGCUAACUUAUAGAUAGAGAGAUGAUUUUCAAUGAUAUUUUACCCUCCAUCAGUCUGUCGGGAAGAUAAUGAACACUCUGUCGCAUCGAAAAUCGCAUCGCCGCUGAGAAAAUACAGUGGGGGACCUGACCCAGUGGCAAAAAACGUGCCAUUUUGCAUCCGGGAAGCAUCAAAAAUGUGGCAAAAUACCUCCUUCUCCAAGUGAAAAACUCAGAUUUCAAAGCGCGCCCGCUCUUUUUUGUGAGGGAGCCCUUUAAAACGAAGUUUUUUCACUUUGAGAGGGAGGCAUUUUGCCACAUUUUUGAUACUUUCCGAAUGCAAAAUGGUACGUUUUUUGCCACUGGAUCAGGUCCCCCCGUUGUAAAUUGUGUCGCAGCAAAAUCAAAUUUCUUUUUCCUUUAGCCACACGAUCGGCCCAACGACAUUCUGCUCAUUAUUUUCCCGACAGACAAUACUUAUUUUCUCGCCCAACUCCAACUUGAUUUCAGGUUGAGAUUGUCCGAGUCUGCCGCCACACUCCCAUCAACGCCGAGCUCCCCAUUUUCCAUCCCACACCUCUCCGACUGUCCAGUCUUUAUCGCCGCCUCUACUACGAAUACGCCUACACAUUGGUCAUGUUUGUGAUUCCGUUCACAAUACUGAUCGUCGUCAACUCGAUGGUGAUCUUGGCCAUUCACAAGAGCAGGCAGAUCCACGCCAAGCUAAACGUUUACGAUGACGGGACGAGGAAGCAGGAGAUUGCCAAGGAAAUCAGCACUUCCAUCAUGCUGGUGGCGAUUGUGGUGGCGUUCCUGCUUUGUAACACCUUGGUAAGUGGUUGGGCUUGAAUUUAAGGCAAGGGGUGGCCGUGCAAAAUUUUAUUUUCUGUUGGAAAAUUUAUGAAAUUCAUUAUUUGACCAAGAAAUUUUGAAAAAUUGACUUGAUGUAUAUGUUCAGCCCUAUAUAACAUAUUAUACGAUGACCUUUCGAUUUUCCAAAAAUUCAGCAUAAAUUUUUUGUAUAGGUUCAUCGCCGAGACUUUCAGCCAUCAGCGAACUUAUUACGCAAUCUUUUUCCGAGAGAGCACGCAAAAUUUGGAGACAUUGAGAGAAAAGAGACGUUUUUCGGCAAAAUCUUUGCGAAUUGCGCUCGGAAAAAAAUGAUUUUUUGUAGAAAUAUUGUGCUCACUAUCUGCAUCAUUCAAGACGGAAAAUCAACAAAAAAAUUGUCGAUUUUUCAAGAAAUUUGGAGAUUUUAAAAAUUUUAGGUCACCUAUCAAGUGCAAUAUAAAAAAAACCCUCUAACUCCCCAAUUUGCAGACCUUUGUCGUGAACAUCCUCGAAAACUGGGGCUACCCGAACUACCUAACAAUGCUGGUGCCGUGGAGCAAUUGGCUGGUGAUGACCAAUGCCUCAAUUAACAUCUGCAUCUACUGCAUGUUCAGCGACAAAUAUCGGCAAUUAUUUUGGUAUUAUCUGCGAGUGCUGGGAUGCUGUGGAUGUCGGCAUGACUUCGAGGUCAUUGUGAAUCAUACCUGGUCGUAA
Molecule: messenger RNA, 3900 nt
Organism: Bursaphelenchus xylophilus (pine wood nematode)
Lineage: Eukaryota; Metazoa; Nematoda; Chromadorea; Rhabditida; Aphelenchoididae
Source: the annotation of a GenBank genome assembly